This is a messenger RNA of Megalobrama amblycephala (Wuchang bream), 2902 nucleotides long. RefSeq lists its product as uncharacterized. NCBI's taxonomy places the organism in Eukaryota, Metazoa, Chordata, Actinopteri, Cypriniformes, Xenocyprididae. The record is from RefSeq and is a predicted model, not a curated record. The transcript is spliced from 2 exons. The coding region runs from base 499 to 936 and encodes 145 amino acids.
UAAAAUGUUCUUUACACUAUGAUUCUUUGAAGAACUGUUCACUGAAAGGUUCAUUUUGAGAGCCAAAAAAAUGGUUCUUCUUUUCAUACGAAAAUAACCUUAUUAUGAAUGUAUGAUGUAGUUCUCAUAAACGCGGGUGCUUCACUCAAGCUGACAGCACAUUAACCCCGAUAAAUGUGAAUAACAACCCCAGGAUUGUCAUCUGAACAUGCUGUAUGUCUGAAUGAGGUUGCUGGAGCGUUCGGAUGAUCAAAGGCGAUACGUCAUUGCGAGCUGCAGCGAUUGGCUGGAUUCAGCUCCUUUUUCUCCAGAAUUUGCAACCACGACCGGUCUUCGCCUCCGGAGCAGCGACAUCCCUACAGUAGAGGCAGGUGGACUUAUUUCCCUCAAGAGAAAUGAAUGCAAUAUAGCGCGCGCAUUCGCAGGGGUGGACAUUUCUUUUCGCUCUCAUCUCCUCAAUUCUUCCCUGCAAUACAGACACUGCCCGAACUGGACUAAAUGAGUGCCCGGACCUUGGAGAGACUGGCGCUUUCCAUUCCCCACUGUGCCUUAAACGGAACCGCUCGGACCAACAAUGGCACCUGCUUUGACCGGGUGGAUCAGUUGUUCCAGGCGUUCUCGUCCACCGUCGUGCUUUUCGUGCUCAUCGCGAUGAUCAUUGGGAUAAUAUUCGUGUCCGUCACGACCUUCCACUUUCACAAAAGCAAGAUGAAAAAGCGCAAGAUACAAAAAGCCCAGGAGGAAUACGAGCGCGACAACUGCAGUCCCAAAGCGGUCAAAGGCAAGCCGGCGGUCCGGCAGUGCAUCAUGGUGAGACCCCCCACGGCAGUGCGGAAAAGUGAUCCAAACACGGAAGAUCCUGGCGUGACAGAGGACAUGAGACACUCGGGACAGACGAAGGAUGAUAACUUGUUGGAAUCGGUCGCUGUGUCUUGAUAACGCAGUGCCAGCCUCGGAGGACACUGUAAAUAACCUCUGUAUUCAUAUGAUAUUACCUACGGAAUAUAUCGAUUCUUUGUAUAAGCGUUACAGUUGAUAAGUUUUCAUCGUGUAGAUCCCGGAGGAGUCUUUUGAAAGAAAUCUAGGAAGAGUCUCAUUGGUUUUCGAGAAGGAGAAAAGACUAUGCUGAUGGAAUUUCUGUCAUAUAAUUUGGAGCCAGUCGUAAUGGGAUCGGGCGAGAGUGUUGAAAAAGAUCCCAUUGGAUAAAAUGAAAUUAUAAGGCGUUAAUGAGCUAAUCCAACAGGAUUUGAUUGAAUACAAAUGGAAUCUCCAUCAUAAUUAGGAGACAAUCCCAAUGAGAUCGAACAAAAACCUCUAAGAAUCAAAUAAGCUAAUACUGGAUCAAAUUAAAUUCUCGACAUUAUUCAGUAAAAUCCUACUGGGUUAAAUAAUUGAUUGGAUAAAACAAGAAUCUUUAAAAAAAAGAUUCAAUGAAAAAUUCUUACUGAAUAUUAAUGGAAUCAAUUCAGAUCCAAUCCAAACUAGAUUAAAUAACAAUCCUCAACAAAUCAAAUAAGAUUUGGGGGAAAAGACAUUGGUCAGUCAAUCCAAUAACAUGUUACUGAAUACUGAUGGAUUUCUAAUAAAAUUCAAGAUGUGGAUCAAACAAAACUCCUCUAAGAAUCAAAUAAGAUCCUACUGGAUCAAAUUAAAUUAUUCAGUAAAAUCUCACUGGAUUAAAUGAUUGAUUGGAUAAAAUACGAAUCAUAUAAAAAUCAAUUUCUAUCAUACUAGCAAUCCUCAACAAAUCAAAUAAGUCACUGGUCAGCCAAUCCAAUAAAAUGUUACUGAAUACUGAUGGAUUUCUAAUAAAAUUCAAGAUGUGGAUCAAACAAAACUCCUCUAAGAAUCAAAUUCAGUAGGAUUUUACUCAAUGCUGAUGAUUCGGAAACAAAUCCAAACCGGAUCAAAUGUGAAUCAUCUAAGAAUCAAAGAACUGAGGUGCCUAUUCUUUUUCUCAAGCCUCUUAAGUUAAUGUUUUUCAGAAUGUCAGUUAAUCCAGUGAGAUUUUGUUUGAUCCCAUUAGGAUUGUCUACAAAUUAUGAUCCUUUAGGAUAUACAGGCCCAGCAUCUGUACAUGGGGAUUGUCUCGUCCACUCUUCUUCAUGUUGUUGUGCCACCAAGAGGAAUUAUUGUAAACAGGGCCGUCGACACGGACAAAUUAUGAACCUACUGACAGUAUUUCAGAGUUUAUUGCUGAACAGUGAAAGAGUUCCUCAGAGUUAAAGAGACGGCUCUCUUGUAUAAAGUCUGUACAGAUGCUGUCCAUGCUGUAAAUUAAGGACAGAGACAAUGGUCUUUUUCGUGUAGAAUUCCAAUACAACUCGCAACAAUAUCCUUUCCGUUUUGGGUUUCAGAAACUCAUCAUUAGUGUUUCUUUUGACAAAUAGACUUCCUUAAUUGGGAUUUUCCUUUAUCUCAGUGGCUUUUUCAAGAUAGAAGCGCAAUUCGUGCCAUUCUGGCUUGGCAUGGAUAGGUUUAGUGUUUUAACCCCUUUAUCCCCGAGACUGUUAAUGUGCAAUUGCAGCUGCUAGUGGUAGUAUAGCCUAUACUUGUUUUGUUCAUGGCACUGUAUAAUCAUAGUAAAACUUAUGUAACCUGAGACAUUUCAGUUUUGUGUUACAGCUCUGUAUUAAUGCUCUCUUUUUGCAUUUUUGCUCUAGAUUAAUAUAGCACUAAUGAUCGAGUAUUAUAUUUUUAUCAUUCUAAACUAGUGUAACAAUCAAUAAGAAACAAGUGAACAUUUUAAAAAGUCAUUUUAUGUAUUUCCUUGACGUUGUGUUGAACCGGAAAUGGGAGUCAUAGAGCGAAAUCACGUAUUGUAACAGAUCGGAGUUUGAAUCUUUGUUUUUAUUUUGUUCAAUGCAUACGAUUUUGAAUUACUAAUAAAGUAUUGUGCAAA